CUUGACCACGCUGUGCUACGUGUGGCUCUUCUGGUUGCACUUUCGACACACUGCAUUAAAGGAGGUCACUGUGGCUGGGAGAGUGUUUGGUUGGUGUAAUAAAGAAGGGCGCAUAUUGUCGAGGAAUAGCAGAUCUCGGAUAGCGGAUCGGAUUGCCAAAGUUUACGGCGCGUCAGACUUUCCCGGCGACGCAGAAAAAUUGGGAUCUGAACUCUCUCUAAAAACUGGAAUUUCAGCAGCAGUUAUAAUAAUAGAGUGCAUUUAAGCCGAACGCACAACUUAGAGGAAAGCGCAAAGUAAACAGAGUGUUAUAUUCAGGAGUAUUUCUAUACUUUUUCUUUUGUUUCAUCAUGGACCACAAGAUGUAUCUUCUGUCUCUGGGGGUCAUCUUCGGCUUGCUGACGACGUCUUCCUGUAAAAAAUGUCCUGUAGGCUACGCGAAAGGUCGUGGCACAGUAAACUGCAUAGAUUUUGACGAGUGCGAAGACUCCAUGGAUAUCUGUGGCAAGAAUACAACAUGUUUCAAUACCGUGGGCAGCUACUACUGCCAGUGUGUGAGUGGCUUUACAUCGAAAACCAAAAACUUCACUGCCACCACAGGGCAGUGCGAAGAUAUUAACGAGUGUGACGAAAAAACAGAUAUCUGUGGUCAAUAUGCUGACUGCUUCAAUACAAUAGGAUCCUAUUACUGCAUGUGCAAACCAGGAUUCAGCUCCGGCAUCCAUGCCAAAGAGAUGCCAGUGGGCAGUGAAGCCAACUGUGAGGCCAUUGAUGAAUGUGCAGCUAACGGGUCCAUCUGUGGAGCGGGAGGAACUUGCCACAACCAGCCAGGCAGCCAUCGCUGCGAGUGUCACUCUGGAUUCCACAACUAUGGUGACGCCAAGGCGCCUUGUGAAGACAUUGAUGAAUGUGCAACUAACGCGUCCAUCUGUGGAGCGGGAGGGACUUGCCACAACCAGCCAGGCAGCCAUCGCUGCGAGUGUCACUCUGGAUUCCACAACUAUGGUGACGCCAAGGUGCCUUGUGAAGACAUUGAUGAAUGUGCAGCUAACGCGUCCAUCUGUGGAGCGGGAGGGACUUGCCACAACCAGCCAGGCAGCUAUCGCUGCGAGUGUCACUCUGGAUUCCGCAACUAUGGUGACGCCAAGGCACCUUGUGAAGACCUGAACUGUGCCCAGUUCCAGCUCGACAAUGUCACCGAACAGACCCUACCAAAGCUUGCAGAAGGGUUGACAUUCUUCAGAUCCGAAUGCUUGGCAUUGAAUAAUGCAACUAGAGGAGGAGGAAGUGGCGAUAUGCUGUUAGAGAGGUUGCUGUCCAUAAUAGAUGAGCUACUUUCAUCUGGGCCACUGGGUGACAACAACAAGGUGAGCAAACUGCUGGCCCUGACCGAGAACGCCAUCGGCAUGGUUACCCCGCUGCUGAAGGAGCCUCGGACCCAGAUGACAUCCAACGAAUUAGAGGUGGAGAUUCUGGUGAACAGAAGCACAAUGCCGCCCCAAGGUCCAGUCAGCUUGUCAUCCCAGUACACCAGACUGGACACUCACUGGGAGACGGCCGCAGGAGCGAUCGAAAAAUACCCAGGGUUCGCCUUCACCACCCUGCUGAGCUACAACAGCCUGGAGAAAUCCACCAAUGGCUUCUUCCAUGAGAUGGGCAGCAAGAGCCAGGUCAGAGGGUACCAGAUCAUCUCCAAGGUGGUGACGGCCAGCGUUAGCAACAGGAACACUCGAGAACUACGGGAACCAGUCACGUUUGACUUCAGCCACACGCAGUUCGCAGAGAAGGCAGAGCCUGUGUGUGUGUUCUGGAACGCCAGCCUUGGUGGCGGAGGCUGGUCUCCGGCAGGCUGCUUGAUGGUGAAGUCAGACCCCAACCACACCAUCUGCAGCUGCAACCACCUCAGUAGCUUCGCUGUCUUGAUGGCACUCUAUGACAUCGAGGACCCAUUCGAGCUGCAGCUGAUCACGUGGGUGGGCCUGUCCCUGUCGCUGUUCUGCCUGCUGCUCUGCAUCGCCACCUUCUACUUCUGCAAAUCCAUCCAGGGGACCCGCAAAACCAUCCACCUUCACUUCUGCAUCAGCCUCUUCGUCGCCACCCUCGUCUUCCUCGUGGGAAUUUCCAGAACGGAGAACAAGGGUGCCUGUGCCUUCAUAGCGGGCCUUCUCCACUUCUUCUUCCUGUCCGCCUUCUGCUGGAUGUGCCUGGAAGGCGUGCAGCUUUACCGCAUGGUGGUCCGGGUCUUCAACACCACACUGCGGAAGCGCUACUUGCUGGCCGUUGGCUAUGGCAUCCCCGCCGUCAUCGUGGCGAUAUCCGCCUCCGUCAACAUAAAGGGCUACGGGACCGAUCGCUACUGCUGGCUGAGCCUAAAGGACAAUUUCAUCUGGAGCUUCUUCGGCCCUGUCUGUGCCAUCAUCAUUCUGAAUGUCUUUUUCUUCAUCGUCACGGUGUGGAAGUUAGCGGAGAAGUUUUCUAGCCUUAACCCUGACCUCUCCAGUUUACGGAAAAUUAAGACAUUUACAGUCACAGCCAUAGCACAGCUCUGCAUCCUGGGCACCAUGUGGAUCUUUGGCUGCUUCCAGUUCGAGAAGAACACACUGGCGAUGUCCUACCUCUUCACCAUCUUCAGCAGCUUCCAGGGGGUCCUUGUGUUCGUCAUGCACUGCCUCUGCUCCAAGCAGGUACGAGAGGAGUACAGCAGGUUCCUGACCUCCACCUGCAGGCUUCAGAAGUACACAGAGUUCAGCAGUAACAAGUCCAGCAACUCACAGGCCUUAAGAAGCUCAGAUUAUACAGGAGAGUCGAAGAUCUGAGGGAUAUUUAACCACCCCGUGUCACAGUUACGGCUGUUCUCUCACCAGCUUCCCUGCAUCGCUCCGCUUACCCUUGUCUGAGCUCAAAAAACCCUCGUGCCUGGUCUCUGACUGAAGGAUGGUCACAAAAUGGCCACCGUAGAAGUUAUUGGUUUUUUUGUUAAAUGAUCAAGCUCCUUCAGGAGAGAGAACGACCACUAGCAGACGGCCAACUGACCUCAGUGCCGUCCCUCAGCUGGUCGGGUCCACUUUUGAACAAUUAAGAGCAAAGCACUUUGCCGGCGAGCACAUAUCCGCGGUACAGUCCAGUCUGCUGUGGUCAUAAAGCUUCCUUGCCAGGUCUGCACUCUGUGUGGCAAAGUUUAGCACUGUUUGGAAUUAAUCUUUUGAUCGUACGCAAAACAGUUUAGAAGCUGAGUAUGAUUGGUUCAGAGAGAUAACCAAUUAGAUUGUAGAAAAGGUGGGUACACGCAACUAGAGGAGGCAGGACCAAGACAUCUGAUUGGUUGGUCCCGCCUCCUCAAGUUGCUUGGACCCACCUCCCAUGAGCAUCACUCACAGUAAAUUCUGAAAGGAGGAAAGUGAAGGUCUUGUACUUCACUGCAUUUCUAAAAACUGCACACUGUGUACAAUGUUCCCCCACCGUUCAUAUUGCCGCUGUUACACAUGAAAAGAUUCUGAUUCGCUUCUCGGCUAUCUGGAGAUAUUAGCAUCUCUGAAGAGUCUAAAUACGAAUGUUGCCAAGUUUUCUAUCAUUUGACAUUUUUGACAAAUGUUUUUUUGUAGCCAUGCACUUCAUUUCAAGCUAAUUUAUACUGUAUUAUAUUUAAAGAGAUUUCCCAUCAUGUUAA
Brienomyrus brachyistius is the source of this 3667-nucleotide messenger RNA. RefSeq names its product adhesion G protein-coupled receptor E5-like. Gene Ontology annotation, cellular component: membrane. The record is from RefSeq and is a predicted model, not a curated record. Lineage: Eukaryota; Metazoa; Chordata; Actinopteri; Osteoglossiformes; Mormyridae. The transcript has 19 exons. Gene Ontology annotation, molecular function: calcium ion binding; G protein-coupled receptor activity. Gene Ontology annotation, biological process: cell surface receptor signaling pathway; adenylate cyclase-activating G protein-coupled receptor signaling pathway. Bases 351 to 2816 code for a protein of 821 amino acids.